Messenger RNA from Cadophora gregata, 3174 nucleotides. RefSeq lists its product as uncharacterized. The record is from RefSeq and is a predicted model, not a curated record. The transcript has 5 exons. Gene Ontology annotation, molecular function: heme binding; oxidoreductase activity, acting on paired donors, with incorporation or reduction of molecular oxygen, reduced flavin or flavoprotein as one donor, and incorporation of one atom of oxygen; iron ion binding. Bases 588 to 2108 code for a protein of 506 amino acids. Lineage: Eukaryota; Fungi; Ascomycota; Leotiomycetes; Helotiales; Ploettnerulaceae.
CUCUUAUUACUUCUAAAACCGGAAAGUUCUAGAGGCUCUAGCUUAUAAAACUAGUAGAUUCCUGGAAUAGGAAGGAAACCUUCUAGCUUCUAAAACACCGGAAUUUACCUUAUAAGGUUUCGUACUAGCUUCUAAAAUAUCGGAAUUUACCUUAUAGCUUCUAAAACACCGAAAGUUAUAUAUUCCGAAACAAAGCGUAGAACUUUACUAAGAAUAUCUAACUCUAAUAGCCUGGAGAGACCCAGCGAGGCAACAUGUCGCCGGCUAGGUAGGGAGGCUCACAUUUCGAACCCUGAUUCUUGACUCCCGAGCCCCGAUAUUAUACAAGAUCUCGGCCGCCUGCUGGGACGGCUGCGAUUGAUCAGUUUCAUCUUUCCGACGGCUAGCUGCUCAGCAGGGCGACCGCGUAUUGCGUGCAUAUUUACAACCAAGCUUAGCUUCGUCCCCUCUUUCUGUACAUAUUACUCUUCGUCUUCCCAAGAACAACUCUCCGGCUUUCCUCUAUCCAAAUCUCUGGAAGUCGCUGAUCGCUUUCUUUGACUGGUCCUCUUUUCCUCUCUUUCGUUUCACACCCAGUGCUUCCUUUUAUGGCUUUGCAGCCCAAGAUGAGCCUUUCCAUCCAGAUCAUCGCGGCCGUUUUGGGCCUGGUUUUCUGCGUGAACAGGAUCUUCAACUACAUUCGGGUUGCCCGCUUCAAGAAGCAGCAUGGCUGUAAGCCCCAUGUUCAGAUACCUCAGUCUGAACGCAUCAUUGGCUAUGGCCUGUACAAAAUCCAGAAGAAAGCCUCGGAAGACAGGACAAUCUUGGCGAUCGGCAAGAAAAGAUUCGACGAUAAUGGGAAUACUUGGUCAGCUACGUUGAUGGGCAGAUCAUUCUACAAUACUAUCGAUCCCGAGAACGUCAAAGCUGUUCUUGCAACGCAAUUCCAGGACUUUGGCUUAGGGCAGAGGCUGGAAUCAUUUGGCCCUCUACUUGGCCAGGGAAUUUUCACCACAGACGGAAAGCAGUGGGAGCAUUCAAGAGCUCUCGUCAGACCAAACUUCACCCGAUCACAGGUCGCUGACCUUGAUACAUUCGAGACGCACAUUCAGCAAUUCAUCUCCAAGAUCCCCAGGGAUGGACAGACCGUCGACUUGCAGGAACUGUUUUUCAAGCUGACCCUGGACUCAGCAACUGAGUUCCUCUUUGGAGAUUCAGUCAACUCGCUAAACAGCAGCAAAGAUUCAGAGCAAGACAAGUUUGGAAGACUCUUCGACCUAGCACAGAGUAGACUUGGCAAUCGAAGCCGUUUGGGACGACUAGUGGCGUUGUACAGGGACUCCGAAUUCGACGAAGCAUGCAAAUUCGUGCACCAAUUCGUUGACAAGAUUAUUUUCAAAGCUCUAGAGAAGGCACACCCUCACGAUCCAGAAAAAUCCAUUGAGAGCAAAUCAGAUCGCUAUGUCUUCCUCACUGAAAUGCUGAAAUCGACUCGAGAUCCCAAGCAGUUGCGGGACGAGCUCUUGAACAUCCUUCUUGCAGGAAGAGAUACAACAGCUAGUCUUUUGAGCAAUACAUUCCAUGUUCUUGCCCGGAGACCAGAUAUCUGGAAGAAGCUCAAGGCGGAGGUGGAUGAAUUGCAAGGUGCCAAGCCAGACUAUGAGACGUUGAGGAACAUGAAGUAUCUAAAGAACCUGUUGAACGAAUCUCUCCGUCUGUACCCUGUGGUCCCAGGCAACGCCCGUUUCGCUAACAGGGACACCACCAUCCCUCGCGGCGGUGGUCCCAACGGCGACGCACCUGUCUUCAUCCCUAAAGGCGCCAUUGUAGCCUACUCAGUUUUCGCCAUGCACCGCCGCAAAGACAUCUAUGGUCCCGACGCGGAAUCCUUUAACCCUGAUAGAUGGGACGAUGGCUUACGUCCCGGCUGGGCAUAUCUGCCUUUCAAUGGAGGGCCUAGAAUUUGCGUUGGUCAGAUCUUUGCUCUUACUGAGGCAUCAUAUACGACGGUUAGGCUGUUGCAGGAGUUUGGUGGGAUUGAGGAUCGUGACGGGACGCCGUGGGAGGAGUCGCUCAGUCUGACGGUUGCAAGUGCGAAGGGUGUAAAUGUUGCGCUGACACCACGGUAGACUUGCUUGCUGGUGGUUUACUUUCUAUUACUCAUCUUCUCGUGGCGCAUGGCGUUCCGGCGGUCAUUUGCUUAAUCUCAAGGGUCUUAAAAUGUACAAAUUACCCUUUACUUAAUGAAGUACAGACUCGCUUCUGCUACGAAUGUAUCGUAUGAUGUAUACCCCAAAUCAUCUUACAAAGCUUACAUCCGACCACUCACGCCGUCAUGCUCUCCUGAGAUCCCGAUCCACCUCUGGACCUUGAAGCGACAUUGAGACAAAUCACGCGAAGGCGUUACCGCCGCCGAUGCAAUGCAUCACAUCGUAUGAUUCGCAAUGUAGCAAUGCGCAGAGAACGCUGCAUCGUCGAUGACCGGUUGACGACGUGCAACAAAACAACAAAACUAAACACGAUCCUCUUCUCUAUGACGAUGGGUGUAGGGGUUGAGCUGUGGGGAGCUCUUGAUUCAGUGCUGAUUCAAUGUCCCUGAAGAUUUUCCUUUGGCGUAAAAAGAGGUUCUGUAUCCAUGACAUGGGUUUCGAAGAUCUUCAAGUAAUGUUACUGAGGAUAUGCUCAGGGAAAUGAUAUGUACCGGGGAGAACUUCGAAAUGACUGUACAUGUUGUUCAUUAGAAUAAGCGCUUUGACGUUCCUUUGCGUAAUUGACAACGUCGCCCCCGAACCCGAUUUCAGAAAUUAAACGGACCUUUCUUUCUCUUUUAAGCAUUUACUUUCGUAAGUGAAAAAACAAGGGGAUCUGAUUGACUUCAUGCGACAAGUUCCGAGCUUGCUCGCUCGGUCGCGGCAGCUUUCUUGCUUACCUGGAGGCAUAUGCAUCCCAUAACAUCAACAAUGUGUCAGCGAGUUCUGCGGCUGUGGUAGAUGGUAAGUGUAUGGCGAGAACUCUUAGGGGAAGAUGCCUGUUGCGAGGUAUGUUCCGAAGACAUACCAUGCUGAUAAGCCGAGAAAAAGAAGCCAGCCUGGAAAGGAAAUGAUAUCAGAGGGUUAAGUGUCUGAGAUAAUAGUGAAAGUAGUAGAAUAUUUUGUGUAUGUUAUCUUAGAAGGGUGGCUGAGGGAUAAAUACUAG